Harpegnathos saltator (Jerdon's jumping ant) is the source of this 1272-nucleotide messenger RNA. RefSeq names its product Lipoyl(octanoyl) transferase 2 (gene Lipt2). Gene Ontology annotation, biological process: protein lipoylation. Lineage: Eukaryota; Metazoa; Arthropoda; Insecta; Hymenoptera; Formicidae. The record is from RefSeq and is a predicted model, not a curated record. The transcript has a single exon. Gene Ontology annotation, molecular function: lipoyl(octanoyl) transferase activity. The coding region runs from base 33 to 731 and encodes 232 amino acids.
ACAAGCAUUUACAUUAACACAGAAUCUUUAACAUGCAUCUGAAAAUGGUGAAACUUCUGCUAGCCGGUCGUCUGUCAUACGGUGCCGGUGAGCGACUUCAAAAGACCUUGUCGAAUCAUCACCAUCAGCAUUUGAGCGAGCCGGCAAAUACCUUAGUGAUCUUGGAACACAAACCGGUGUACACGGUAGGAAUUCGUGACAAAGUAUACACAGUCGAAGAAGAGACGAAACUGAAAAAUCUCGGUGCGGAGUUUUGGAGAACAAAUCGCGGCGGAUUGAUCACCUUCCAUGGGCCUGGUCAGCUAGUAGCCUAUCCGAUACUCGAUCUGAAACAAUUUCGCACCAGUGUCAAGUGGUACGUGGAACAGUUGGAGCGCAUGAUAAUCCAUUUAUGCGCAGAGUUCGGCAUCAAAGCUGAAACAUCGCCGCACACUGGAGUCUGGGUGGAGAAUCGUAAGAUCUGCGCCAUAGGCAUUCACGGCAGCCGUUAUAUCACCACCCACGGCCUAGCACUCAACUGUAACACUGAUCUUACGUGGUUUGAUCAUAUCGUGCCUUGCGGCAUCAGGGGUAAGGGCGUCACCAGCAUCUCCAAGGAGUUGAACGUAGAUAUCAAUGUUAACGAUGUGCUGCCAAUCUUCAUCAAUAUCUUUCGUGACCAGUUUGAGUGCAAGCUGAUAGAGUUUCCGUCUGAUGAGGCCUCGCGAAUCUUGCAAGAUGCGAUACGAUAAUUAGGCAAAUAGCUAAUGGUGUAAUCAGUAAUAACGAUUUUUCUGAAAUAGAUAGGUUUAUGGGUUUUAAAGAAAUCUUGUCUUUUAAUUGUUUACUGCGAUGUGACGACGUUGAAUUUGUUAUUUGAACUCUGAAAAACUCUGAAGAAGUUUGCGCGUCCUUAAAGUUUUAAUAAUAUUUUGUAGGUGUCUUUAAAUUAAUGCCAAGUCUGUAGCAAAAUCGAAUUUAAAUGAUCAAAGAAUAAAUUUGUCAUUGACCUAAUAAGACUUGUAUAAUAUAAUACUUCUUGAUAAGAAGAUAAUAUUCUUGUAUUAAUAAUUAUAUUAAUUCCACAACUCUUUAAAGAUGAAUUCAGUCAACAAAUUCAAUUAGAUUUAUUUGUUAAUUUAUACUUUUAACAAUUAUUACAUUACAUGCGAUUGCAAGAUAUUAACCAUAAAGAUCUGUUAAUCACAUUACCAGAAUUACAAUGCGAUUUGUAAAAUUGGAUUAAUUGAAUACAAUUUCUGUACACCAAUAAUAAAUUACAGAUUAUACGAA